Molecule: messenger RNA, 492 nt
Organism: Arabis nemorensis
Lineage: Eukaryota; Viridiplantae; Streptophyta; Magnoliopsida; Brassicales; Brassicaceae
Source: the annotation of a GenBank genome assembly
AUGAGGUUAAUUAAGUAUGAUUUGCAAGACAUUGUCAUUGCGCCAGAGAAUCAGAGUAAGCAGACGACCUAUCAAAUGGUGGAAAAUGGGGUUAUGUUUUCUAGCAAUUCUCGCUACCAUUUGAGGUCUUAUAGAGGAGGAGUUAGCAGUAACGUGGUUGGCCAAUGGUAUUCUGGAGAAUUCAUCACACAUAUUAAGGCUGGAACUCUCUCAAGACUUUCAGAUGAAGACUACGCGCAAGUACCAUAUGUUCUAUUCUUGACAACAAUCGGGGCAAUCAGAGUGAUAGUUUCACUGCCAUCUGAAGUCUAUAAGUAUUUGGAUAAAUGCAUUGGACUAAGAGAUUAUCAGGUGAUGCAUUUCAUUGAUGGAGAUUUUCUGGAAUCCUUUUUGACUUUGACUGCAGAAGAGCAGAUGAAAAUUGCUACCACAAUGAAGAUCGACGAUAAAAUCAUGAAGGAAAUACUUGACUAUCUUGCCCUAUUUCAUUAA